AGCAAGUCCAGACGCCAGGGAUCCGCUCACGUGACCUCGCGAUGAGGAAGAAUUUCCCCGGAGCCAACGCUGGGACUUGCAAUCGACAGUACCAACCUGGAACGCAAACACACAGCACGUCCCCGAUAUGAGUGCAGUACCGUCGUUUCGGGCUGGCCAGCCUCUGAUCAGCCUGUCAAAAACCUGGUGUCGCCAAGCGCAUCGCGCCGCGCGCUACAAGAAGGAGAUCAAGAAGGUGAAAUGGAUUCCUUCACCUCCUGAGGAGGGCCACGGCGAGAAGAUCUGGAUAUGGAGCCACCGGAGGACAGACCAGACAGUCUACACGCUCCGACCACGCUUAGAUGACGAGCACGAGCUCAAGCAGCUCCCGUACAACGGCAAGAAACUCAAGCCCGCGACCCUGCGCAAAGACUACUGGUCUCCCAUGGCGAUCCUCAAAUUCGGCCAGGGCGGAGGGGACAUUGGCCGCUCCGUUUUCCAGAAGCUCCGCGAACUCAAGCACCUCCACGAAGUCAGCUGGCCGCUCGAACUACGCAUCAAGCCCGUCCAAGAAUACUCGAGAAAGGACCACAAGCACAUGGCCGAGGAGAAGGCGGCGGGCCGGGAGAAGGUCCUGUACCGGAAUAAGCACCAGCGCGGCAUGGCGCUUAACGCGCAGAGGAAAAACUCGAUAGCCGACAUGGCGGCCGUGCUUGCGGGGAUGGGCAAGGGGAAUGCCAUGAACAUCAAGGUCAAGGGCGAGGGCGAGGACGCCAGUCUGGAGGAAAAGUUGGCCCAGGUCACGAUUGAGUGGAAGAACGACCAGGACCAGCAGUACGCGGAGGAGUGGACGAGCAAUGUCACGCACGCCUUGAUGGAGAAGCCUGCCUAUGUGCUGGGCACCGAGCCGCCCGCGCCGCAGGUUCAGCGGUCGACUCCAGAGGCAAAUGAAGCGUGAGAAGCGAGGCAUUCGUGAAGGGAAGGGCUGAUGAGCGCGGUUGGGAACAUGCUCAGACGGCCAGGUAGAGGUCAUCGCCCGCGAUUCUUCCAAUCAGUGCUUAGCGGAGGAAUUGGCUCGACAGCGCAGAGGAUAUCGCCACAAGAGGCUGUCUUGGUGAAACGUCUAGGCGGGUGCGGGGAAAGGUGUCUAUAUCUAUGUAUUACGAACCUCACAGUCGGGUAGAAUCCGCGAGGGGGGGCUAUUGCAGCCCCGGUGUU
This is a messenger RNA of Emericellopsis atlantica, 1197 nucleotides long. RefSeq names its product transcriptional regulation of mitochondrial recombination-domain-containing protein. NCBI's taxonomy places the organism in Eukaryota, Fungi, Ascomycota, Sordariomycetes, Hypocreales, Bionectriaceae. The record is from RefSeq and is a predicted model, not a curated record. Gene Ontology annotation, biological process: positive regulation of mitochondrial DNA replication; DNA recombination. The transcript is spliced from 2 exons. Bases 128 to 937 code for a protein of 269 amino acids. Gene Ontology annotation, cellular component: nucleus; mitochondrial large ribosomal subunit. Gene Ontology annotation, molecular function: DNA strand exchange activity; single-stranded DNA binding; structural constituent of ribosome.